Molecule: messenger RNA, 1270 nt
Organism: Ixodes scapularis (black-legged tick)
Lineage: Eukaryota; Metazoa; Arthropoda; Arachnida; Ixodida; Ixodidae
Gene: EloC
Product: elongin-C
Exons: 4
Coding region: 250-612 (120 amino acids)
Biological process (GO): ubiquitin-dependent protein catabolic process
Cellular component (GO): elongin complex
Molecular function (GO): protein-macromolecule adaptor activity
Source: RefSeq, a predicted model, not a curated record
GAAAGAUAACAGGUUUUAUUUAUGUUACACAACGCUUGCUGCGAUCAAUAAUUUCUUAGAUUAGUGCAGGGUUGGGACGGUUGGGACCAACGGGUUUCUUCCGCAAAAUCGUAACUCAGCAACAGUAGCAGACGAACCGUUUUCGUUUCUGCUUAAUUCUGCACUGGCCCACCAGGGGGGGAAACUGCAAUUUACGAUUCGGAAAGCGCAGAGUGCGACUUUCCCCGGCGGCACCAGGCGUCGGGUUGCAUGGCGGAAGACAAGCAGCUGGAGGAAGGGGGCGGGGGCGGGGCCUACGGGGGCUGCGAGGGCCCCGAGGCUAUGUACGUCAAGCUGAUCUCCUCGGACGGACACGAGUUCAUCAUCAAGCGCAACCAUGCCCUCACCUCCGGCACCAUUAAGGCCAUGCUGUCAGGACCCGGCCAGUUCGCAGAAAACGAAACUAACGAAGUGAACUUCAGGGAGAUUCCGUCCCACGUCCUUCAGAAGGUGUGCCAGUACUUCACGUACAAGGUGCGCUACACCAACAGCUCGACGGAGAUCCCGGAGUUCCCCAUCGCGCCGGAGAUCGCGCUCGAGCUCCUCAUGGCCGCAAACUUCCUCGACUGCUGACUUCCCUUGCCCGCACGCACCUCCUCCCUCUUUUCCUCCUCCUACAAGCUCCGCCCUCCUCACCCUCGAACCGACCCGUACCAUUGUUGUCCGACUCCCGAGUCGUGCAAAACGCCGCCGCGGAGUUACUCUUUUGUCCGGACUUCCUCGCUCGAGCAAUUGGAAAUUUUGUUUUAACCAAAAGCCAAACAUUUUCUUUAGUGGCAAGCCUAAGCGGAAGCGGUCGGCUCUAAGUUUGGUGCUCACUUAAACCCUUAUUUUUUUUUUUUUUUUUUUUUUUUCUGUGUGCGAGGUUUGUUGACAUUUCUUUUACGGUAGUUAUGCAAGAAAGGAGGCCCAUGGGCCGGAAGACGCGUCGGCGGAGUUGUCGCUGAAAGUCGACCUUGCUUCCUUUUUCUUUUUCUGUCGGCGGCGGAAGGAAGGGAAGAGAUAUUUGACACAUGUACAUAAGAGUAAAAGGUUGUUUUUUAUUAUUAUUAUUUUUAAAGCGGGGGGAAAUGGGGAAAGGCCAUUGGGAUGCGGGAAAUUCAAAAGUGAAUUAAUGUCUGGGUUGUUUGAUGAUUUUUUUUUCCUCUGAAUGUCCCCUUUUCUUUGAUGGUUGGCAGCGUAGCCACUAUGGCAGAAAGUGAUAAUAAAAAUUGUUCUCAGUAAAAAGAAA